Messenger RNA from Stegostoma tigrinum, 2422 nucleotides. It is a transcript of the gene zcrb1, whose product is annotated as zinc finger CCHC-type and RNA binding motif 1. Gene Ontology annotation, molecular function: zinc ion binding; RNA binding. The transcript has 8 exons. The coding region runs from base 283 to 951 and encodes 222 amino acids. The record is from RefSeq and is a predicted model, not a curated record. NCBI's taxonomy places the organism in Eukaryota, Metazoa, Chordata, Chondrichthyes, Orectolobiformes, Stegostomatidae. Gene Ontology annotation, cellular component: U12-type spliceosomal complex. Gene Ontology annotation, biological process: mRNA splicing, via spliceosome.
CGUGUCCAUGGGAGAGUUCAACUGUAAAAGUCUUUCUACACUUUGGGAAGCGGAGAGCACGGGAUGUUUUCCGCUGUCCCGUUCCGCAAAGCAACUUCAAAUCUCGCGCGACGUGGAGAAGGAGGAGGAGGGAUCGACAGCUGCAAGAUGGCGGCCGACCUGCUGUGUUAUGAACUGAGUCAUCGUAAAUUGUGAAGGGAGCGACCUGACUGCGCUAGGGGAGUUUUUAACUUAGGUGGAAAAAUAUCCAGUUGUGAAGAAGGAAUUUCAGAUUUUUAAAAAAUGAGUGGUGGAUUGGCACCAAGCAAAAGCACAGUAUAUGUAUCUAACUUGCCAUUUUCACUGACGAACAGUGAUCUGCACAAGAUUUUUUCCAAGUAUGGCACAGUGGUCAAAGUUACAGUAUUGAGGGAUAAAGAUUCCAGAAAAAGUAAAGGUGUGGCAUUUGUUCUAUUUCUGGAUAGAGAAUCAGCAUAUAACUGUACGAGGGCACUUAACAACAAGCAAUUGUUUGGCAGAACAGUGAAAGCAAGUAUUGCAGUUGACAAUGGUAGAGCGUCUGAAUUCAUAAGGCGGCGGAAUUACACAGACAAAUCUAGAUGUUAUGAAUGUGGUGAUUAUGGCCAUUUGAGUUAUGCAUGCCCAAAAAAUAUGCUUGGAGAGCGAGAACCUCCGAAAAAGAAAGAGAAAAAGAAAAAGAAAAAAAUCACUGAGCCAGAAGAAAUUGAGGAUGAGGAGCAGCAGGAAGAAAGUGAAGACGAAGGAGAAGACCCUGCCCUUGAAAGCUUGAGUCAAGCUAUUGCUUUUCAGCAAGCAAAAAUUGAGGCGGAAGAGCUUAGACGUAAACAGACUGCUGGUGAUGCAAGUGAAUGUUCAACAUCUGAACUGUCGAAACGUCCACGAAUAAAAAAGAGUGCAUAUUUCAGUGAUGAAGAGGAGCUGAGUGAUUAAUUUUUUUUGUAACAACAAGGAAUAUAAAUGUGUAAUGGAGAUUUGGUGUUUGAAAAUAAAACUCCAGAUUAUUUUAGACAAUAGUUUCAGGCUCUUGUCCUGCUCCUCUGGUGCUGCUUGGCCUGCUGUAUUCAUCUAGCUCCGCACCUUGUUAUCUCUUAUGAAAGAUUUGUGGACCGGACAUUUUAAUACUUUUUUGUAAUUCCUGAGUUUUUCUUUUGAAGUGCAUUCAUUAUUCAUUGUCAUGAUGCAAACCUCCACACUGGCUGGACAAAAUUGUUUUCACCCCCUUGGGGAAACAGUAUCUUGCAAUCUAAGUAUGCAAACAAUUCCCAUUAAACAUAGUUAACUGCAAUGGGAAAAUAAUCUAUGAUGUAUCAGUCAGUGAUUCUCAAUUACCACUGCAGGCAUUAGGAAUGAGAAACACAGAUUGAAAACUUGUGUAUAAAAAUAAGUCCAUUUUUGAGCUCCUCUUCUUCCCUUACAAUGUGUAAAGUUCAUUCGCUCUCUCCCUCUCCCCCGCAAACUGAGGGCAUUGUGAUUUCCUUUCAAUACAUCACAAUUGUAGUGUCAUGUUUUGUAGAAAUUGUAUCAUCCUCCUUAUUUUGCUUUAUUAACUUUAUAGUCCCAAAUUGCUGGAUUAUAUCUUUAAACUGUUACUUCUCUUGUAAAUUAUAGCAUUUCAGUUUAUGCAUUUGGCUCAUCUAGCCAAAUGAAAGCAAAAUUAUAAUACUUCCAAAAUAAAAAUAAAAUUCUGGAUAAAAUUCUGGCAGCAGAUUAGGCAUCUUCGACAGACUGAGAAACGUUUAAUGUUUCCGUUCAAUGAAUCUUUGUUAAAAGUUAAGUAUAAAAGCUUUGAGAUCAUGUAUCACAAUUUCAAGUAUUAAUUUUUAUUUAUUAGGAAAGAAUGGCAGUUAUUCUAAGGUGUUUUAUCUUGAUUUUGAUUGGAAGCAACUUUGAAACUGGAAUAUCAUCUCACCAGUCAUUGAAUACUGACUUCAGACAGGAUCUCUGGAUCAAACUAGACUUCAUGGACUUAAUGUAGUGGUGUUUAAAUUACAGCACAUUGGCUAUUUUGCAGCCUAUAAGUUCUGAUAUACUGACUCUCUCAAAUUCUCUACUUACACAUGUGUUUCUUUCUUGCUGGUUAUGCUGUUAUAAUUUCAAAGGUCUGUUAGUUCGAAAGGAGAUCUUGCUGCUAUUGUCUCACUUGGUGAAUAAAUGCAAAAUUAGAGCAUGAACAACCAUUUGUACCCACUGUUUAGGAUAAACAGCAAUAGUAAUUCGCCAUUUACAAGAUAACUGCAAAAAUCUAAGUGUUGUAUGUAGGCAGCCAAUAAAGUUAAAAAGCUUGACCCUCCUACUUUAACAAGAAAAUUUGUUUCAGCAGAACUUCAACUUAGCAGCAGAAUAAUAGAGAUAACAAGAUGUGGAGCUGGAUGAACACUGCAGGCCAAGCAGCAUCAGAGGA